AUGGCUUUGCAAGACAUCGAUCAUGUUGCCGCCAGCCUGGACGCACCAAACAUGGAUCCACUACAAGGGACCAAGUACGACUUCGAACGAGACCUCGUCGGCUAUGGAAGGGACUCCAUCGACCCCAAAUGGCCUGGAGGUGCCAAGAUUGCCGUUGCGUUUGUCAUCAACUACGAAGAGGGUGCGGAGCGUUCUUUACUGAACGGAGACGGUCAAACCGAAAGUGUCCUUUGGGAGCAAGCUCAUGUACCCGAGCGGAUUGGGUCAAGAGACCCCAAAAUUGAAAGCGACUACGACUAUGGUUCUCGCGUUGGCGUGUGGCGCCUCCUGAAUAUGUUCGAAAAGUCCAACAUCCGAACAACGAUCAAUGCGGUGGGUCAGGCGCUGGAAAAGAAUCCGCCCGUGGCCAAAGCAUUUGUCGCUGGAGGCCACGAAGUCGCCAGUCAUGGAUAUCGUUGGAUCCCCUAUCACAACAUGUCCCCGGAGGAGGAGAAGCUGUACAUGCAUCGCCAGAUGCAAUCCUUGAAGGCCACCACCGGAUCGUACCCUGUCGGUUGGUUUGUGGGUCGGUGCUCGCCUCAUUCCAAAGCUCUCAUCCACGAAGUGCACGAAGAGAUUGGCGCUCCUCUGCUCUAUGAAGCCGACUGUUUUGCAGAUGAUUUGCCGUAUUGGAGCGACGUGCCGGCGGAGAAGGACGUGCCCAACCCCAAGGGCAUGCUGAUGAUGCCCUACAGCUACGACAACAACGACCUCAAAUAUCAAAUCGCGCCUGGCACAUUCAGUUCACCCAACAGCUUCUUGGAAUAUCUGAAAAGCGCAUUUGAUGUGCUCUAUGCCGAAGGAGUCGAAGGCCGGCCGAAGAUGAUGUCCAUUGGGCUACAUUGUCGCAUCAGUGGCAAGCCUGGACGGUUUGCAGCGAUCGAGGCUUUUGUCAAAUAUAUACAACAGCGUCCAGACGUGUGGAUUACGACCCGGAGAGAGAUUGCAUCGCAUUGGAGGGCCAAUUUCCCCUACCGCACGAGCACCGAGGUCGAGACCGAGGUCGAGGCCGUAGACGAGGAAGGGGGUGAGGGCCAGCCCCUUCACCAACAGCAGAGGGCAGAUAGUGUGGUGUAUGCUCGCAUAUAG
Molecule: messenger RNA, 1128 nt
Organism: Capronia epimyces CBS 606.96
Lineage: Eukaryota; Fungi; Ascomycota; Eurotiomycetes; Chaetothyriales; Herpotrichiellaceae
Exons: 1
Coding region: 1-1128 (375 amino acids)
Biological process (GO): carbohydrate metabolic process
Molecular function (GO): hydrolase activity, acting on carbon-nitrogen (but not peptide) bonds
Source: RefSeq, a predicted model, not a curated record